AAGAGACCAAGCAUUAACAUCAGAGCUUUGGCAGAGUCUUAGAGAGAAGGACUGACAGCAGGGAAGAGGGCCAGUGCGGAGCAGGACCAUCCUGGACCAAGGGAGUCAUGGAUUUCCCCCCACAGUUCCCUCCUGGUUUUCAAAUAGUGCUCUGGAUAACCACAAUAGCUGCUUUUUCUAUCAGAUCAGAUGAGAAAGCCUCUGCAUUUCUCUAUUCACCCCCUAAGCUAUCUCCAAGCAAGAAUCGAAUGAUUUCUUCUGAUCAGUCUUCCUAUCCAGAAAUCCCAUGUAACUUAGGAUGGAACUGUUCCUGGGUUACGUCUUCCAAUGCUGCAGGAAAGCCAGACUGGAUACUGUCUUCAGUUGUCACACUGAUGUCUCAAGAAGAUCAGCAGAUUAUGGAAAACAGCUCAUCCAACAGAGAUCUAGAAGGGGAUAUUCUUCUUCUGAACACUAGUAAACUCACGGGCAGGUGUAAAUUCAGCCUCCACAGCCCUAUCUUGCCUUGGAGCUCUAGUUCCUGUCUGUUGGAGCUGGCCGUAUAUUCAAAGGGCACCUCUCUCAGAGGACUCUCUGCUGAAAUGAAAUAUGUGGAUACGAAUCAAACUAUAGCCAUCCAUCUUCAAAAAGGACAUGAACAGGAUGCUUGGGUGAAAUGGAAAGUACUGAUAGGUUCAGUUGGGCAAAUGGAAAGGCCCUUUGAGAUCACGUUGCUGUAUUCAGGCUGUAGAGAAAAAAGAGCUGGACUUUUGGCAAUAGGCUCGUUGCAACUCAGAAACUGUUUUCAUGACAAAGAAGGACUACACCUUUCCAAGUAUGAUGAGGGCUCCAUUGUUCCUUGCCCACAGAGGGGCUGUGUGAGCCAGCUCCAGGUCUGUGAUUUCAGCACUGAUUGUCCCUCCAAGGGAGAUGAUGAAUUUUUCUGUGCAGACACUUUACCGGAAGGUGCACAUUGUUCCUUUGAGGAGGAUCUCUGCGGCUGGAUGUUGGAUCAUAACCUGAACUUUUCCUGGUCUAUUGCUGGACAUUCAAAUUUCCAGGAAGAUCUGCUUAGAGGAUCUGCCUUACACACCACUAGAGGUCACUAUCUGUAUCUUCACAUAGAUAGCAAUCACACAGAUGGCAUUGCCAAGACAGUCAGUCCUAAUUUCCCUGCCGGUCUUGCCAGUGGAUCUUACCAGGUGCAGUUCUCAGCAUAUAUUUUUGGCAGUUAUAAUGGCACUAUCUCACUCAUUGUCCAAGAGCAGACAAAUGAAACUAGUGCUACAUCGCUGGUGUGGGAAAGGACAGGGAGCUGGAGUGAUCAAUGGUUUCUUAUAACAUUGGAUAUGCCAAGGCUUCAGAACAGCUUUCACCUGAAGCUGGUGGCAACUUGGGGCUGGAAUUCACAAGCUGACAUUGCUGUAGACAAUAUUACAUUUGGUCAAGAUUGCUUCUCUAAUGGAAGAAGAGAAAGCCAUCCUGAUGAAAACCAACAUUACCAACUGGACAUUGACACAUUGGAUGAGCGUCUCUUUAAUCCAUUAGAAGAACCCCUUGCUUUAGGGGAUGCCCCAGAUGUUCCUUGGUGGUUCUCAUCCUGUGGGGCCAGUGGCCCUCAGGGGCCAACUCAAGCACAAUGUCAAAAUGCCUAUCAUAACAGCAAUGUUUCAGUGACUGUUGAGAAAGAGGGGCCAUUACGUGGAGUACAAAUAUGGAAAGUACCAGAAACAAAGCAGUACAUGAUUUCAGCAUAUGGAGCAGCUGGAGGUAAAGGAGCCAAGAACCACAACAAGCGCUCCCAUGGGGUCUUCAUUUCGGCCAUCUUCAAAUUGGAGAAAGAUGAACUCCUCUACAUCUUAGUGGGCCAACAAGGAGAAGAUGCCUGCCCGGGGGCCAACUCUCAGACGAUGCAGAUCUGUCUGGGCGAAUCAUCAGAAAUCGAAGAAGAAUACAAGAAAGAAAAAGGACUCACUGAAUGGGCUGGAGGAGGGGGUGGCGGUGGAGGAGCCACUUACAUCUUUCGGAAGAAGAAUGGCGUUUUUGAACCUUUGCUCAUUGCGGCAGGAGGUGGAGGGAAGGCUUACAUGAAAUACCAGGAAGGCUCCCAUGAUGAUGAGUUCUUGGAACAGUAUGUCAAUGACACAGCAGUACCUGGAAUCAGUGGGAGAACUGGGGCAGCAGGUGGAGGUGGAGGCUGGGAAGGUGCCACCCAGGUCCCUUGGGCUGGGAAAUCACUUCUGGAAGGUGGAGAAGGUGGGGAGGCCUGCCCGCAAGCAUUACAAAAGCUUCAAUGGGCCACUUCAGGUGGUUUUGGUGGAGGUGGAGGAGCCUGCACAUCCGGAGGUGGUGGCGGAGGCUACAAAGGUGGCCAUGCCUUUGAAACAGAUGACAUCACAGCCGAUGGGCAGGACGGCGUUUCUUUUGUCAAUCCAAUCGGGGAGGUCUUCUUGAGUCCCUUGGCAGUGAUAGAAAGUCAUGGGGAAGUGAUAAUUGAAGUCUAUGUAAACUGCAACCAUUGCCAAUCGGGCCUCUGCAAACGAGCUCCUGACACCCACUUGCCAAUCUGUAUUUGUCAGGAUGACACUGUCUUGGCCAGUGACAAUGUCUCAUGCAUAGUGCUUCGUGGACCCAUCUUGGAGGGACGCUUGCCUCUUCCCCUUCUCCUGGCUGUGAUUGCUAUUGUAGUGGUGCUUGGGAUGGCUCUCACUUGUGGCAGCCUAUCAUUUGUGUAUCACCGUAAGAAGCAGCAGUUGGAAGGGGCCAGAGCCCGACUGCAAAGCCCAGAAUAUAAUCUGAGCAAAAUCCGGACUUCCACCAUCAUGACAGAUUAUAACCCCAACUACAGCUUUGCAGGGAAGGCAGCCACACUCAGUGAACUCAAGGAGAUCCCACGGAAGAAUAUCUCCCUACUUCGGGCACUUGGACAUGGAGCAUUUGGUGAAGUUUACAAAGGAACAGUGGUAGGAAUCACAGCAGAUCAUAGUCCAUUACAAGUGGCUAUCAAGACAUUGCCUGAAAUAUGUUCUGAGCAGGACGAGAUGGAUUUCCUAAUGGAAGCACUGAUAAUCAGCAAGUUCAAUCACCAGAAUAUUGUACAAUGCAUUGGAGUUAGCCUCCAAACCUUGCCUCGCUUCAUUCUUUUGGAGCUUAUGACUGGUGGGGAUAUGAAAAGCUUCCUUCGGCAGAACCGGCCUCGGGUGAAUCAGCCAUCUACUUUGACAAUGCAGGACUUGCUUGACAUAGCAAGGGAUAUCGCUUGUGGUUGCAAGUAUCUUGAGGAGAAUCAUUUCAUUCAUAGGGAUAUAGCUGCAAGAAAUUGUCUUCUGACUUGCACGGCGCCUGGACGAGUAGCUAAAAUUGGUGACUUUGGAAUGGCUCGAGAUAUCUAUAGGGCAAGCUACUAUCGCAAAGGAGGGCGAGCCAUGCUUCCCGUCAAGUGGAUGCCCCCAGAGGCAUUCCUGGAAGGCAUCUUCACUUCCAAGACUGACACUUGGUCCUUUGGAGUGUUGCUGUGGGAGAUCUUCUCCUUGGGCUACAUGCCUUAUCCUUGCAAAACCAACCAGGAAGUACUAGAAUUUGUCACCAGUGGUGGACGAAUGGAUCCCCCAAAGAACUGCCCAGGGCCUGUUUAUCGGAUUAUGACACAGUGUUGGCAGCACAGCCCUGAAUACCGGCCCAAUUUCUCUACCAUUCUGGAAAGAAUAAAGUACUGCACACAGGACCCUGAUGUGAUCAAUACAGAGCUGCCCGUUGAAUGCAGCCCAACACCAGAUGAUGAAGGAAGCACUGUAUUGCAUCCAAAUAGUUCCACUGGCAUGGUUCCUUUCCUGGGGAACUCUACCUGUACGCCUCAGACAAACCCCCGAACACUGGAAGAUCAUAAUUCAGGGAACAAAUAUGGGCAAUGUCCACAAGAGUUGCUAGUGGAGAACCUUGGUAACUGGAUAGGCAGAGGACUGAGCCUGCCUGGCACCAGUGAUUCCAGGAGUGAGGCUUGGGCUCAGUCAACCAUAGACCCAAAACUGGAUUCCACAAGUCAGCCAAAGCAGAAGCUGAAGAACAAAACUAAAAACCUUUGGAAUCCAACAUAUGGGUCCUGGGUCUUGGAGAACACUUGCCAGCCCAGUCCCAGCUCCAAACUCAAUCCAACACAAGAACGAGAAGAUUCUGGUUUUGAUGGGAAUUGCAGUUCUUCUCCCAGUUCUCGAGCAUCACCUUCAUCUCCAAGCCAGAACCAUUCACCUCAUAUUGAUAUUGCUGGGAUUGAACUGGUGAAGCUACAGAAUUUUCCCUGUGGCAAUGUGAAUUAUGCUUAUGAUGACCUCUGCUAUGAAGCAAAUAGGCCUUCACCUUUGGCAGCAGAGUCAACCACAGUUUUGAGGAGUGCCAGUCUGCACAGAGAUGGCACACUUUUCUCAAAGCCAGAGAAAACCUCAAGAGAGAGGGACUCUGGCCUCUCCUUAUCUGACGAUCUCAGUGUCACACCUGUGUAAUAGGGGAUGCUCUUCCAAAGAGUUAGGCCUUCGCUCUGGGAGUAUGUCCAGAACAGCAAUGAAAAUGCCUGUUUUUUGUUGUCUCUUCCCUUCUUUCCUUCCAGCUCUUCCUCCCACUCUCCACCCUCUAGAAACAAACGGAUUAAUGUUGUUUUGCUCUGGCUGCCAGCACUGUGAAUACCCAAUGAAGUAUUUCAAAAUUAUAAAAGUUGAUCCAACCUAUUAAGCCAUUGCUUGCAGUUACAGGAUAUAAUGAGGUCCUUGCUAAUGGUCCAUGGAGGCAGUCACACCCAAUCACCUCCAGUGAAAAAUUAUCCCUACCACAAGAGGUCAGAAUUGGCAAAAACAUGAGUUACUGUUAUAGCCCAAUGGUCUGUAUUGCACUUUCCAGAUGAUCAAUUAUUAAGUCUGAUUUAGUGAGUAAAAAAUGGGUUUGCAUUGGAUACAAUGACUGAAAGCUAUAGGUUGCAACAAGGAAGGACCAGUAUUUUCACAACAGAAGAUCCAAGGUAUUGUCGAAAGCUUUCAUGGCCUGAAUCACUGGGUUGUUGUAGGUUUUUCCGGGCUAUAUGGCCAUGUUCUAGAGGCAUUUUCU
Messenger RNA from Anolis sagrei ordinatus, 5070 nucleotides. It is a transcript of the gene LTK, whose product is annotated as leukocyte receptor tyrosine kinase. Gene Ontology annotation, biological process: regulation of neuron differentiation; cell surface receptor protein tyrosine kinase signaling pathway; regulation of cell population proliferation. Gene Ontology annotation, molecular function: transmembrane receptor protein tyrosine kinase activity; ATP binding. Gene Ontology annotation, cellular component: plasma membrane; signaling receptor complex. NCBI's taxonomy places the organism in Eukaryota, Metazoa, Chordata, Lepidosauria, Squamata, Anolidae. The record is from RefSeq and is a predicted model, not a curated record.